Messenger RNA from Cololabis saira (Pacific saury), 1088 nucleotides. It is a transcript of the gene mrpl15, whose product is annotated as mitochondrial ribosomal protein L15. The transcript has 5 exons. Gene Ontology annotation, cellular component: mitochondrial large ribosomal subunit. Gene Ontology annotation, biological process: translation. Gene Ontology annotation, molecular function: structural constituent of ribosome. The record is from RefSeq and is a predicted model, not a curated record. Bases 60 to 950 code for a protein of 296 amino acids. NCBI's taxonomy places the organism in Eukaryota, Metazoa, Chordata, Actinopteri, Beloniformes, Belonidae.
CACGUCACGUGACCUACAUGUCCUUGAUUUGCUAACUUGGACAUGUGAGCAGCCGAAACAUGUCUUUCCCUAAAAAACCAGGCGCUAAGGCGUUAGAUGUUUUACAGACUCUGCCGCGAAUAACUUUAGCAAACUUGCGACCUGAACCCGGAGCGAGGACGGCGGAGAAGAAGAGGGGCAGAGGACAGCAUGGUGGCAACAAAAGCGGCCGAGGUCACAAAGGAGAGCGACAGAGAGGGACCCGACCCCGGCUCGGGUUUGAGGGGGGACAGACCCCUUUUUAUCUGGUUAUCCCUAAAUAUGGCUUCAACGAAGGACACAGUCGGCGUCCACAGUACCCGCCUCUGACCCUGAAGCGACUGCAGUACUUGAUCGAUUUGGGGCGAGUUGAUCCAACCCAGCCCAUUGAUCUGACCCAGCUGGUCAAUGCCAGAGGAGUGACUGUACAGCCCUUCAAGAGGGACUAUGGAAUCCAACUUGUUGAUGAGGGUGCUGACAUUUUUGCUGCCAAAGUCAACAUUGAGGUUCAGAGAGCAUCCGAAGGAGCAAUAGCUGCUAUUGAACGGAACGGUGGCGUCAUCACCACCAGCUUCUACGACCCUUUAAGUCUUGGAAUCCUCAUCAAGCCUGUCCCGUUCUUCAUGCGCGGGCAGCCGAUCCCGAAGCGCAUGCUGCCCGGGGAGGAUAUGGUCCCCUAUUACACAGCUGCUGAAAACCGGGGUUACUUAGCAGAUCCGGAAAAAGUCCAGCAGGCCCGGCUCACCCUGGCACAGAAGUAUGGAUAUGUGCUGCCAGAUAUUUCAGUGGAUGAACUGUAUCAAAUGCUUGCCACGAGGAAGGAUGUUCGACAGAUCUUCUUUGGCCUCUCUCCAGGCUGGGUCGUUAACAUGCCAGAGAAGAAGAUUCUCAAACCAACCGAUGACAAACUGCUGAAAUAUUACAGUUCCUAGAUGUGAGGAGAAAAACACCUCCUGAUUAAAAACAGGAAAAUACUGUGCUUUGAUUGGUGAAAACUGUAUUUUAUAAUGGUGGAAGAAAAAUCUGUGUGUGUUGUCAUUAAACGUUACCUCAAGAAUGGGCUCGUUCAG